This is a messenger RNA of Lasiosphaeria miniovina, 882 nucleotides long. RefSeq lists its product as uncharacterized. The record is from RefSeq and is a predicted model, not a curated record. Bases 1 to 882 code for a protein of 293 amino acids. The transcript has 3 exons. Lineage: Eukaryota; Fungi; Ascomycota; Sordariomycetes; Sordariales; Lasiosphaeriaceae.
AUGGCUCACGCGCCGCGGGCGCUGCUGUCGCGGGCGACGUGGGCGGCCCCAGUGGAGGCGAUCGCGCUCCGGUCGCUGUACGUUCGGGUCAAGCCCGCGCCCAUCAACCUAUCGGAGCGCCGCGCGGUCCUGGCAGCCCUGAAGCAGCACGCCCUGGGCGACCUGCAGGUCUUUAAGCAGCUCCAGGAUCCCUCGUCGUUCAUUGCCGUCGUCAAGACUAGCACGAGGGCCCGGCUCAUGGUUAGCCGCUGCCCUCUGCAGUUCGACCACAUCCCGGAACGGUCCGGCGUGCACCCCGACCCGCGGGUGCUUGGGAAUGGUGCUGCUACAGAAUCAACUACAGACGAUGCUGCCGAUGCCGAUGCCGAUGCCGAUGCCGGUGGCCCUGCGAGCGAUGGCGGCGAAAAGACGUUUACGAUCGGGGCGUCCCUCGCGCCGGGCUACCAGCACCACGUGCACAUCGAGCAGUCGCCGCUGCACGGCCCGUGGCCCGGCAGGAACUACGAUGCGAGGCCCGGCUGGCAGCAAGACCCGCGGCCCGUCAGGAAGGACGACCCGCUCGCCAACGCCACGUUUGCGACCGAGGCGCUGCGGUCCAUCAUACCGAACAUGGCGGGCUCCAGCGCCCUGGCGGACUGGGAGAUUGGCGUCGGCGCUGGCGGCAUAGACGGGGGCCUUUCUCCCAGGAUACCGGCGUCGGCGAGGAUCAGCAGCAGCCCAGAUGCCGCUGCCGCUGCUGCGUCCAACGACGCCGUCAAGAUGGACCAUAUCAGGCGCCGCAAGCUGCGGCAGGCCAGCCGAGACGAGAUCACGAGCCUACUUGGGGGCGCCGAUGACUCGCAGGUGACUGUUUAUACCGUGGCGUGGCCGCUAGCGCGCUAG